Messenger RNA from Diaporthe batatas, 696 nucleotides. RefSeq lists its product as uncharacterized. Lineage: Eukaryota; Fungi; Ascomycota; Sordariomycetes; Diaporthales; Diaporthaceae. The coding region runs from base 1 to 696 and encodes 231 amino acids. The transcript has 3 exons. The record is from RefSeq and is a predicted model, not a curated record.
AUGAGGUGGUUUCAAAUUCGUCACCAUACGGGCUUUGCUCACACCUCCGCAGACCAGGUUCCCAACCCUUCCAAGGUUCUUAUUAUCCUGGAAGAGCUCAACAUCCCGUACGAGUCAUCCUGGGUCGAGCUUGAUGGCCUGAAGCAGAAGCCGUACACGGAUGUCAACCCCAAUGGUCGCGUUCCUGCCAUCGAGGAUCCAAACCACAACGUCACACUCUGGGAGUCGGGCGCUAUUUACCUGGUCGAUACCUACGACAAGGAUAACAAAAUCUCGUACAGCACCUUUCCUGAAAAAUACCUGACCCAGCAGUGGUCAUACUAUCAAGCCUCUGGCCAAGGCCCGUACUUCGGUCAAGCUGCCUGGUUCAACCUCUUCCACGCAAAUGUCUACGGCGAGUCCCCAGAGUCAGCCAAGGUUCGCUACGGAGCCGAAGUCAAGCGUGUUGCUGGGGUUCUCGACAGCGUCUUGUCCAAGUCAGAGUGGCUUGUGGGUGACAAGUGCACGUAUGCUGAUUUGGCCUUUACAAUGUGGAAUAUGCAGAUUGCUUUCUUCAUGGGUAGUCGCACUGGCGAGAAUGCGUGGACCCCUGAUGAGUUUCCCCAUUUCUCCAGGUGGCAGAAUGCUUGCUUGAACCGGGACAGUGUCAAGAAGGUCCUGAGUGUUCUGGGCGAUCAGGAAGUCAAGAGCAGCUAG